ACGUGAUUAAGAUCGCGCUCCGAUGACCAAUCACAUAUCGACAACUAAGACUAAUUCGAGAUGGUGGUUUUGUUGGGUUGAGGUAGUUCUAUAAACUGUAUACGUUGGAAAUUGGUUAGUUUACAAGAGUUUCGCUCUUAUUUCUCGCUCGAGAUUGGAAUAUCUGAGUUUAUCUUCAUUAUGGAAGCAAUGAAUAAAACUAUUAAUUUGUUAAUAAAAGCACCUAAUCAGAAAAUUAGUGAUUAUCCACUUGAAUGCCAAAUAGAUUGGACUGUAAAAUAUUUAAAAGUUCACAUAUCUGAAACUUAUCCUGGAAAGCCUGCUGUUGAAGACCAGAAAUUGAUAUAUUCAGGAAGAUUACUACAUGAUCAUUUGAAGCUGAAAGAUAUUCUUCGUUACGACGAGAAAGGUCCUCACAUUUUACAUCUUGUGUGUAAUACCAAGCAGUCUUUAGUAACACCUUUGACAAGUACUGUUAAGGAGACUCAGAACUGUGCACACCCAUUUCCUUCUACAAGCUCAUCUAAUGAAGAUGGAUUAAGACAUAGGACAGGCAUGCAACAAACAAAUCAAAACUACUCUGCUGCUCUGUCAAUGCCAACAUUUCCUUUUAAUCCUGAACAAGUAGCACAGCAAAUGAUGGCUAUGCAACAGAUGUAUGCUUAUUAUAUGACACAAUAUUUACAACAUGCUCAGACUGCUGGCAAUUUUUCAACUCCAAGCUCAUCACUACCACCUUCUGGAUCUCCACAGAUACAUCCCACUGUUAAUAACGGUGCCAAUCAAAACAUUGUUGCGCCACAAAGACCUGCUAACGAAGAUGUACGAAUGAAUGCUCAAGGAGGUCCUCUUCUAGACGACGAUGAUGAUGAAUUUAGAAAUAGAGAUUGGCUUGAUUGGUUCUAUAUACUUAGUCGUGGCCUUGUACUCUUUAGUAUUGUGUAUUUUUAUUCUUCACCUGGAAGAUUCAUGAUUGUUAUAGGAUUAGCCAUUCUUGCAUAUCUUUACCAAGGUGGUUGGUUUGGUGUUAGGCAACAACAAAAUGCUAAUAAUGAAAAUAUCCAAAUUCCUGAACCAAGGCAGGAGAGAGAGAAUAAUCAAGAACAAGAACCACCUAAUCGUUCAACAACACUAGAAAAUCAGUCAAAUCAACAAGAGGUAUCAUCAGAUAGUCAGCCAGAAGGAACGCUAGAAGGCGAAACAGAUAUAGGACAACAGGACGAUAACAGACCUUCACAGUUUGGGGCAACUGCUUGGACAUUCAUUUCAUCAUUUUUUUCAUCCCUCAUACCCGAACAACCCGCUCCCGUAGACAUCAAUUAAAUAUAGUCGUUUGGAUAAGUGGUUCCACUCCGGCCGAUAGUCUGGUCAAAGGACUAUUCUCGGAGAUUUAUAACGUGCCUAUUUUUUCAAGCAAGGAUCGCUUUGCUUGAAAUAUGCAGUAUGUAAAUUUUUGUAUAAUAACUUCUAUUAUCCAAAAUUCUGGAUUUUUUUUAAAGUAUGAUUAUAUAGAUGUAUAAAAGGAGCAGUGAUUAUUAAUAAUUUUGAAUCUCUAAAUAAAAAAUCAGUUUGGAGAUAAGAUUUUAAAAUUUAUUGUAAUCCCUGACUACUUCCAAAAAUCAUUAUUUUUAUUAAAUAUUUUGGUUUGGAUGCUUGAUGAAUGUAUUGAACCUAUAUUUAGCCAAAAGUAUGCUAAUGUAUUAUUUGUCAGUCAAACUCUUCUCUAAAAUUCUCCAAAAAGUAUUUAUUAUGUACCAUAUAUGUAUGGCCAGUCAAAAGUUUUAAUUUUUACUGCCUCUAUCAUAAGAGAUUCUAGUCAAGAAAGGAAUUUCUUUUCCUUAUAUGUACAGCCUUUUUAUGAUUUUCUGUACAUAAUCUUAUUGUUAAUAAACAAGUAUUGUUAGAAA
Centruroides sculpturatus (bark scorpion) is the source of this 1907-nucleotide messenger RNA. Its product is annotated as homocysteine-responsive endoplasmic reticulum-resident ubiquitin-like domain member 2 protein. NCBI's taxonomy places the organism in Eukaryota, Metazoa, Arthropoda, Arachnida, Scorpiones, Buthidae. The record is from RefSeq and is a predicted model, not a curated record. Gene Ontology annotation, biological process: endoplasmic reticulum unfolded protein response. The coding region runs from base 181 to 1323 and encodes 380 amino acids. The transcript is spliced from 9 exons. Gene Ontology annotation, molecular function: protein binding.